Molecule: messenger RNA, 1169 nt
Organism: Dacryopinax primogenitus
Lineage: Eukaryota; Fungi; Basidiomycota; Dacrymycetes; Dacrymycetales; Dacrymycetaceae
Product: anthranilate phosphoribosyltransferase
Exons: 3
Biological process (GO): L-tryptophan biosynthetic process
Cellular component (GO): cytosol
Molecular function (GO): anthranilate phosphoribosyltransferase activity
Source: RefSeq, a predicted model, not a curated record
UGAUGAGCGACCCGGAUGCGUUCGGUGCGGAGCAGGCAUACGAAGCAACAAACCACCUGGCAAUCGAGGAUGGCUGCAGCCCAGCUCAGGCAGCGGCGUUUCUUACAGCACUCAAGUUACAGAAUAAGGAGGACAAGCCUGAUAUUAUCGCUGCAUGCGCGAAAUCAAUGAGGGAGCAUGCGAUCAAAUUGGACAUGAGCGGGAUAUCGAAUGAGUUCUCGGUGGACAUUGUCGGGACGGGAGGAGAUGGGCACGAUACGUUCAAUGUUAGCACCGCAGCGGCCAUUGUUGCUGCUGGAGCCGGAGCCCGAGUUACCAAGCACGGAAACCGGGCUGCGACUUCCACAUCUGGUUCAGCUGACCUGUUGCUGUCACUCGGCUGCAGUCUCAACAUCCCACCUACUGAGAUUCCGGCUAUCCUUCCGACAACACCAUUCAUAUUCUUGUUUGCACCUUUAUAUCACCCGUCGUUUGCGCCGAUUGGACCCACCCGCCGAGCAUUGGGCUUCAGGACGAUCUUCAAUGUGCUUGGGCCUCUGUUGAACCCUGGAUAUCCUAGGGGUAUGGUAGUUGGCGUAGCGGACCGCACGCUAGGGCCUGCGUUCGCGGAGGGGCUGAGAUUACUAGGCGUAGAGCGUGCGCUCGUCGUAUCUGGGAAGGAGGGACUAGACGAGAUAAGUAUUGCGGGUGAAUCCUGGGCAUGGCAGCUCGAAGAUGGCGUGAUUCGUAACUUCACCCUGCAUCCGCUACACGACUUCGGGAUACCGACGCAUUCCCUGGUCGAAGUGAAAUCCUCCACGCCCGAUGCGAAUGCUUCUCUGCUCCUCACACUGCUUACACCUGGAUGGUGCAGCUCAACACCUGAAGUCGAGAUUGGCGACGGAACUAACGACCCCGAGGCCGUGCACGAUUACAUCCUUCUCAAUGCUGCUGCGCUUCUUGUAGUUGCAGGAAAGGCGACCAACUGGAGGGAUGGUGUACGCUUGGCUAGGGAGAGCAUGGAGAGUGGGAAAGCUCGUGAGGCCCUUGAUGCCUUCGUGAAGGCUGGAAAGGAGCACGGUGUCAAUGUACAUUGGUAAUCAAAGAAAGGCAAUCGAGUGUAGUUUAAUCUGUAGUGAACUUAAAUGAAUGAAUUAGAAGCCAUGUGAUACUGUAUUAAUGCCAAGAAC